Urocitellus parryii (Arctic ground squirrel) is the source of this 2601-nucleotide messenger RNA. It is a transcript of the gene Vill, whose product is annotated as villin like. Gene Ontology annotation, biological process: actin filament severing; barbed-end actin filament capping; actin polymerization or depolymerization. Gene Ontology annotation, molecular function: phosphatidylinositol-4,5-bisphosphate binding; actin filament binding. Gene Ontology annotation, cellular component: cytoplasm; actin cytoskeleton. NCBI's taxonomy places the organism in Eukaryota, Metazoa, Chordata, Mammalia, Rodentia, Sciuridae. The record is from RefSeq and is a predicted model, not a curated record.
AUGAACAAUAACAAGGGCCUCCCAGCCAUCGACAGCCACAGAGACCUCCAAAUAUGGAUCAUCGAGAACCUGAAGAUGGUGCCAGUACCUGAGAAGGCUUACGGGAACUUCUUUGAGAAACACUGCUAUAUCAUCCUCCAUGUCCCCCAGAGCAAAAAGGCCACACAGGAAGCAUCCAGCGACCUGCACUACUGGAUCGGGAAGGAGGCAAGCACCGAGGCUCAGGGCGCUGCAAGCACCUUUGUGCAGCACCUGAAAGAGGAGCUGGGGGACCGGACAGUGCAACAUCGGGAAGUACAGGGUCAUGAGUCCGAGUGUUUCCACAGCUACUUCCAUCCGGGAGUCAUCUACAGGAAGGGGGGCCUAGCCUCUGACGUCAAGCAUGUGGAGACCAACAUGUACAACAUCCAGCGACUGCUGCACAUCAAAGCUAGGAAGCACGUGUCUGCCACCGAGGUGGAGCUGUCCUGGAAUAGCUUUAAUAAAGGAGACAUCUUCCUGUUGGACCUGGGCAUGGUGAUGAUCCAGUGGAAUGGGUCCAAGACCAGCAUUUCUGAGAAAUCUCGGGGCCUGGUUCUGACCUGCAGCAUCCGGGACAGGGAACGUGGUGGUCGUGCACAGAUUGGCAUAGUGGAUGAUGGAGUUGAAGUCACUGACCCCACGCAUAUCAUGGAGGCUGUGCUGGGUUGCAGAGUGAGCAGUCUGCACGCAGCCGUCCCCAUCAAGAGUAUUAACCAGCUGCAGAAGGCCAAUGUCCGCCUCUACCAUGUCUAUGAGAAAGGCAAGGACUUGGUGAUACAGGAAUUGGCAACCCGCCCCCUAACCCAGGACUUGCUGCAGGAGGAGGAUUGCUACAUCCUGGACCAGGGUGGCUUUAAGAUCUACUUAUGGCAGGGACGUAUGUCCAACGUCGAGGAGAAAAAGGCUGCCUUCAGCAGGGCUGUGGGCUACAUCCAGGCCAAGGGCUACCCGACCUACACCAACGUGGAGGUGGUGGACGACGGCGCUGAGUCGGCCGCGUUCAAGCAGCUCUUCCGAACGUGGACGCGGGAGCUGGGCAGGAAAAAGCUGGACGGGACAGGUAAAUCCAUUCAGGUAAAGCUGGACGUGGGCAAGCUGCACAGCCAGCCAGAGCUAGCGGCCCAGCUCAGGAUGGUGGACGACGGCUCUGGGAAGGUGGAGGUAUGGUGCAUCCAGGACUCACGCAGGCAGCCCGUGGAUUCCAAGCAUCAUGGAAAGUUGUGCUCAAGCAACUGCUACCUCGUCCUCUACACAUACCAGAAACUGGGCCGCAUCCAGUACAUCUUGUACUUAUGGCAGGGCCACCAGGCCACAGCAGAAGAGACCAAGGCCCUGCACUCUAAUGCUGAGGAGCUGGACCACCUGUACCAGGGAGCUCUGGUGCAGGAGCAUGUGACAAUGGGCAGCGAGCCGCCCCACUUCCUUGCCAUCUUCCAAGGCCAGCUGGUGAUCUUCCAGGGGAGCACUGGGCACCACGUGAAGGGGCAGCCAGCCUGUGUCCCCAGGCUCUUCCACGUGCAAGGCACUGACGGCUACAACACCAGGACCAUGGAGGUGCCAGCCCGAGCCUCGUCCCUCAACUCCAGUGAGGUCUUCUUGCUAGUCACAGCUGGUGUCUGCUACCUCUGGUUCGGGAAGGGCUGUAACGGUGACCAACGUGAGAUGGCACGGACAGUGGUCACUAUCAUUUCUGGGAAUGACAAGGAAACGGUGCUAGAGGGUCAGGAGCCUCCCCACUUCUGGGAGGCCCUGGGGGGCCGGGCCCCCUACCCCAGCAGCAAGAGGCUCCCGGAGGAGGCCACCAGCUUCCAGCCACGACUGUUUGAGUGCUCCAGCCAGGAAGGCUGCCUGGUCCUCUCAGAAGUGGUGUUCUUCCGUCAAGGGGAUCUGGACAAGUAUGACAUCAUGUUGCUGGACACCUGGCAGGAGAUAUUCCUGUGGCUUGGUGCUGCCGCCAGUGAGCGCAAGGACGCGGUGGCCUGGGGCCAGGAGUACCUGCGGACCCAUCCAGCAGGGAGAAGCCCGGCCACGCCCAUCGUGCUGGUCAAGCAAGGCCACGAGCCGCCCACCUUCACAGGAUGGUUCUCCACUUGGGACCCCUACAUGUGGUCGAACAACCAGUCCUAUGAGGAGGUGGUGAAGAGUGGGGUCUCCCACUUGGGAACAGAAUCUGCCAUCUCUGGGAUCACAGCAGAAAUCAACAGUUUCCAGCUAUCCCAGUGGCCAGGCGAGAGCAGAGCAGGUCCUCCAGACCUACCAGCCAUCAAAGACAGCCAGGACAUCUCAGAGAUGGAGUUGGGGCCCAGGGUAGGCGGCAGAAGUGCCAGCACCAGCAUCAGCAACAGCAACAGCAACAGCAGCAGCAGCAGUGUCAGCUUGGUCGACAGUGGGAGCCUGCCCCCCGAACGGCUGAGGUACCAGGCCGUUGAGGACCUGCCACAGGGCGUGGACCCCACCCGCAAGGAGUUCUAUCUCUCAGACGCUGACUUCCAAGACAUCUUUGGGAAAUCCAAGAAGGAGUUCUACGGCAUGGCCAAGUGGAAGCAGCAGCAGGAGAAAAAGAAGCUGGGCUUCUUCUGA